AUGGUCUCGAAGACAUUCACACUUUUGGGGUUGGCGGCGGCGGCGGUCGCCAGGGGAGUCGCGAUAUCUGGUGGUGACUUCGGCUGUGAGAUUGAUGGAAGUUGUCCCACAGGCAACGUCCAGCUGCCACUCAGCUCUCUCGGCGGCGGCGAUGGAGAGGGUCAGAUGAACCAUUUCGCAAAGGAUGACAGUCUCAACAUGUUCCGUCUGCCCGUCGGCUGGCAGUUCCUCGUCAACAACCAACUCGGCGGACAGCUCAACUCGGGCAACCUGGGCAAGUACGACCAGGUGAUGCAAAAGUGCCUCGCGACCGGCGCGUACUGCAUGCUCGACAUCCACAACUUCGCGCGAUGGAACGGCGGCAUCAUCGGACAGGGCGGGCCGACGGACGACCAGUUCGUCUCGCUGUGGACGCAGCUGGCGACCAAGUACAAGGACAACGAGAAGGUCGUCUUCGAGCUCAUGAACGAGCCCCACGACCUCGACGUCAAGAUCUGGGCCGCGACGUGCCAGAAGGUCGUCACCGCGAUCCGCCAGGCCGGCGCGACGUCGCAGAUGAUCCUCCUCCCCGGCACGAACUUCAACUCGGCCGAGUUCCUCGUCAGCAGCGGCAGCGCGGAGGCGUUGACGGCGAUCACGAACCCCGACGGGACCACCGACAAUUUGAUUAUCGACAUCCACAAGUACCUGGACGAGGACAACAGCGGCACGCACAAGCCGUGCACGACGGAUAAUGUGGAGAGUUUCAGGACGGUGGCCGAGUUCCUGAGGGCCAAGGGGCGGAGGGGUCUGGUCAGCGAGACGGGGGCUUCGAGCGAUUCCUCGUGCUUCACGGCGUUUUGCGCGCAGAACACGUUCAUCAACCAGAACUCGGACGUCUUCAUUGGUCUCGUCGGAUGGGCCGCCGGCAGCUUCGAUACUGGUUACGUCCUCAGCUUGACGCCGAAGAAGUCCGGCAACAGCUACACCGACAACGACUUGAUGAAGCAGUGCGUCCUCGCGACGUGGAAUACCGAGCAGAACGUGACGUCCCCGGAGACGACGGCGUCUAAGCCCGCGGCCUCGGCGACGCCAAGCGUGGCUCCGAGUAAGGCACCGAGUGCGGCUCCGAGCGUCACCCCGAGCAAAGCGCCGAGUGGUGCGCCCAGUGCGGUCCCGACUUCGGCGCCGGCUUCGAGCGACGAGGGCGGCAUUCUUCCACCGACGAGCGUCAUGACUGUGCCUACUACGCUGUUGAUUGAUACAUCGACGCCUACUAUUCCCGUACCGACCGGAGCUCGUGGCAGGAAUGGUACGACGACGACGAGCACACCGCUUGCCCCGACCGCUGCUGCUGCCAGGGUUGACGUUAACUGUACUUCCGUUCCCGAGGGAGAUAUCGAGGGGGCUUUCGGAAGGAACGGUCCUGCCUCCUUUGGGGACGAAGGUCUCACGGCAACUGCCAACGCGUACGGCAACCUCAUUCAUAUCACGCGCUAUACUGGCGGAGAUCCCUGCGACCAGUCAAAAUUCAUCUGCGCCGAUUUCGCCCAAAGUACAGAGCAUUCCCAGAAUGCGCAGCACGCUGAUUCCGACCCAGAGCUGAGGCACCUACACCUGCUUAAUCGUCAUAUCGAGUGGCUGUGUCACUACUGGCCAACCAACAUAAAAGUUGAGAAGGAGAAUGGGAGCGAAACGAUAGAAAAAGAAAAAGAAGAGGAGAGUAAGAAUGAUCGAAAACUUCAGGUCAACUAUAAAGAAAACGCGCAAAAGGAGGAUGAUGCCGGUGUUCAUGUUGGCAUCGAUAUGGCUCUCCAAAUCAUCAAACUGGGCGAAAUCGCUGAUUCCACGGCGGCAACAACUAGCAAUACCGGCUCUGCCAAACGCCUGGUCAAAUCCUGGCUGGAGGGUCUUAGCAAAACGAAAAGAGAUGGCCUGCCCAUGAUAUCUCGUUCAGAGAAUGAGCUGAAAAGAUUUGACUUGGUUGAUCAUGCCCUUGUCUGGUGGGCUAUGAGAUCAGUGGAGAAGCUCGGCUGGAACCCAACACUUAGCUACGACCCUUUGAAGAAGCCCGAGAAGCAAAUCUCACCACAGGAGUUCCAGGAAUCGAUUCUCAAAAGGUUCACCACUGAAAAUACGACCAUAAAAACUAGGAUGCUCGCAAGGUCCCGGUCUCUAGUGGAAAUGGACUUCAUUCUGGGCCCAAAGGAUACCACCCUUUUCAACGCAGACAGCGAUGACAACGAAGAAUCCGAAUGGAACCGUCCCCUGGACUUCGGCUUGGCAGUAAUCCUGUGCUCUCUGAAAAUAGCGGUCAAGUCGUCGGAGGAGCCCGCCACAAUGUACAAGAGACAAUUCGGCUGGUUCAAAGAAGAUAUUUUUUCUAUGAACGAACAAAAGCACGACUCCUACUGGUCUACCCAAUUCGAAAUACCAUACAUCCUAUCGGCGUUCCCAAGUUCCAAACCGGAAAAUGGCACGGCCGAUGAUCUUUCAAAGGUCAGCAAUCUUUUGGAGCGCUCUCUGGACAAACGAAAAGCCGAGAGCAAGGAAGACGUGGUUAUGAAACAACGGCUGCCAUUUGGUGAUUACAUUGGCUUGAAACACAUUGUCGAGCUUCGCGACAGAUGGCUUUACGAUGAACCAAAGUUCCUCAAUUCUCAACCAACAAUUCCAGAGAUCUCGGUGAAGGCGUUUAGGAAGCUAUUCAAAGAUGAGAAGAAUAUCUUUUUCAAGGCUACCAUUGUUCAGGCAUGCAUUGACCAACUCGCGGCGCUCGAGGUGCGCAGGUCGGAACCGCGACGGGCGUUGGACCCGGACCUCGAGUUGGGACCGGGCCUUGACCGCCUUGCAUGCAUAGUGAGCGAUGUUGGAGGUGCAGACGUUUUGUUCAAGUCAAAGCAGAAUAACUCGGAGGGUGUCCAAUCGAUCAUGCAACAUCCUCAUGGCACACAGAGAGAUUACGAGAAGGAACACGUGAAGACCUUGGAUCAACUACGGGAACGUCUCAUCAUUCCACGCAGCCGCGAUUACUCCAAAAAGAGACUUCUGCAGUUCUACCAUAUCGAACCAACGGCAGCACUAGUUUGCUGUCUAGCGUCGCCGGUGCCAUGGAUCCCGUCGUCGGCCUCAGGCCGUCUCAUCCUCACGUUCUAA
Messenger RNA from Colletotrichum karsti, 3135 nucleotides. RefSeq names its product endoglucanase iii. The transcript has 10 exons. The coding region runs from base 1 to 3135 and encodes 1044 amino acids. The record is from RefSeq and is a predicted model, not a curated record. Gene Ontology annotation, biological process: glucan catabolic process. NCBI's taxonomy places the organism in Eukaryota, Fungi, Ascomycota, Sordariomycetes, Glomerellales, Glomerellaceae. Gene Ontology annotation, molecular function: hydrolase activity, hydrolyzing O-glycosyl compounds.